AUGUCCACUCCAGCAGACCACCAGCCAUCCAAGAAGGCACCAAAGACCCCAGCAGUCCCCAGACCCAGCGCAAGCGUCCUUCUCAUCUCACCCACGAACCAAAUCCUCCUUUUGCACCGCGUGAAAAAGGCCUCCAGCUUCGCAUCCGCGCAUGUCUUCCCCGGCGGCGCCCUCUCCAAAACCCACGAUGGUGUCAUCCCCGAUGUAAACGACCCAGCAAGACACCAAGAUGGACCGGCAUAUCGUAUGGCGGCCGUUCGUGAGACGUUCGAGGAAUGUGGCAUCUUGCUUGCCAAGAGCAAGAAGACGGGUAAACUUCUCACGGGGAUAAGCGACGAAGAGCGCGAACAAGGUAGACGAGAUGUACACGGCGGGAACGUCAGGUUUAGCGAUUUACUCGAGAAAUGGGGUGCGGUGACUGAUACAGAGACUCUUAUCCCCUUUACUCGCUGGGUAACACCCGGUAACGUGCCAAAACGUUUCUCGACGCAAAUGUACAUUUACUUCCUACCUCUUGGUUCUGUAUCACCGACGAAACACGCCGCACCAAAGGGCACGCCGCCGUCUUCUGGACUGGAAGAGGAAGAUGAAAUCGUCAUACCGAACCCGACACAUGAUGGCGGUAUUGAACACACGGCUGCCAGGUUCCUGCCACCAAAUAAAUGGAUUGAUUUGGCGAGGCAGAAUAGGAUUAUUCUUUUUCCGCCACAGUUCUUCUUGACGGGGCUGUUGGCUGGGUAUUUGGCCAAGGGAGUUACGAGUCCUUCCUCGCCAACGCCAAGUCUGUCCGAGUUACAAGCCGAGCGCGAGAAAUGCCUCGAUUUCCUACAGAAACCACGCACAUACGACGGGGAGCCUGAGGUUUCCUUCGCCGAAGCUUGCAUAUCUCCAAUCGUACUAGGAAAAGGCCAGUAUGGACAGAGUGGUCAGGAUGGGGUUGGUGGUGUGGAUAAAGAUACCGCGGUGUUGGUCUUGGAUCGCGCCGGGAAAGAGGUUGAGGAACAAGGGCAGGGGAGAAGGGGAAUUAGAGAGUGGGUUGUUACGACGAGGUUCAAGGGCGAGGGGCCGAGGGAUGUGGAUGUUAGGCGGAGGGAGGAUGUUCUGGGGAAGAAUUUGCAGGGGAAGCUGUGA
Messenger RNA from Alternaria atra, 1131 nucleotides. RefSeq lists its product as uncharacterized. Gene Ontology annotation, cellular component: mitochondrion. The record is from RefSeq and is a predicted model, not a curated record. The transcript is spliced from 2 exons. Gene Ontology annotation, molecular function: hydrolase activity, acting on acid anhydrides, in phosphorus-containing anhydrides. The coding region runs from base 1 to 1131 and encodes 376 amino acids. NCBI's taxonomy places the organism in Eukaryota, Fungi, Ascomycota, Dothideomycetes, Pleosporales, Pleosporaceae.